AACAACAAGCCGCAACUCUCACUGCCGACCUUCCGAGUAUCGCGAGAGCCGCCGGGCAGAGCGAGAAGAACGGGUCCAGGCAAGGCAUAGCAAUAUUCAUAUUUAGCAACAACAACAACAAGCUUCAGGAGGAUGUUUGUUCCGUUAUGUGGACUGGAGGGCUGACUACAGGUGUGCCAGCUUCACCUGGAGCCGCGGAGCAGCACGGCGGACUGUGAUUUACAGGAUGUGGCUUCGUUCCUCUGGAUGUCCGACAGACGCUGAAGAAGAGGCAGACCUUCUGAAUCAUCAAACCUUCAGUUUACUGUCUGACUGAAACUGGAUUUUCUCGCUGAAACGAUUAAAUUUCCUAAAAUAAUGUAGCAAACGGCUCGGCCUUGGAGACAUCUGACCUCUGUUCAACCCUCGCAUGGGUUCGGUGCAUCGUGUUCUAACUGUUGUCGACGGGGCUUCGUUUCAUACCCUCCUGUCAAUGAUCAGCCCGAUGGUCCGUGUUUGCUGCCGUCAUUUAGUCCAGCUGUGUUUGAUUUGACGGAUCUGUAGGAGGAUGAACGGCUCUCUGUUGACUCCGCCCAGCCCGAGGGCGGCGAACUCCUCCCCUUUGCCCCCAUCUCCCUCCCCCUCUCCAUCCCCUCCCUCCCCCUCUCUGCUGCCCCUGUCACCCCGGCCUCCUCCCCUCCCUCCCCUGGUGAGCCCCCCACCCCAGGCUCACCCGUCCUCCCUGUCCGACACCCCCACGCCGUCCCCCUCGCCCUGCCUGAGCUGGACCGAAUUCUGUGAGCUUCACGCCCGAGUAGCGGCCGGAGACUUUGCUCGCCACUUUCGGGCUUUCCUCCUGGAGAACCCGCACUACUCCACGGACUCAGCCGCCGCCUUCUGCCGGCGCUUCACCGACCGCUUCGUGCGUCACUUCCAGAGUGAGCUGGAGGGGGCGCUACCGCCGAGCUGCGCUUCUGGGAGGGACGAGAUGGUGAGCUGGGCUCCCCAGUCUGAUGCUACUUCGCUGGAAGAGGAAGCGGUGUCGCCACUGUCAGCGACUGGGGCGGCAGUCCUCCCACCGUCGAACGCCAUGCGGGCCUCGUCCAAACCGGCACCGACACGGUUGGUGCUGGAGAACCGCAGUGGGGACAGGUUCCAGGACUCGUACGCCCACGGCCAGGUGCUGCCUCCGUCUUCGUCGUCAUCAUGCUGCUCCUCAGUGGGAGGAAACAACGGCCGGCGUGAGGAGAGGGCCACCAUGAUGGCCCCUGGCAACGGGGAGGCGCCGGUGGAGGAGGAGGAGGACAGCUGGCUUGGUGUGGCGUCGGUUGGGGAAGACGUCGAGCCAGAAGACCGGGAGGCGGAGUCCUUGGAGGUGGACAGUGCCGACCCCUCCCACACUCCUCAGAUCACGCCCUCCUCUGUCACUCCUCCGCCCGGAUCCAAAGGUAACGGUACACCCAACUCCUCCAAAAACAAACUGAAGAAACGCUUCUCGCUGCGCAGCGUUGGUCGCAGCGUUCGCGGCAGCGUCCGAGGAAUCCUGCACUGGAGGAGCUCCUCCAGCGACUCGGCCCAGAGCCAGCUGCCCUCCAGCUACAGCUACACCAUGGGGGUGCAGGACGCUAUGGGUUCUUCCUCAAAGAGGAACUCUGGUACGCAGCCUCCAACGCCCACCUCCUCCAUGCCGGUGUCCCUGUCCAUGCCCCUCUCCCUGCCCCACUCCUCCUCCUCCUCGCUACCGCCUUCGUCCUCCAGCAGCGCCACCUCCCUGUCGCUGUCGGAGGCGGCCCGGGACCGCCGGCGGAGCAACGGCGAAGGAGGCGAGAAGGAGAAGUGGAGCCAUCGUCUGGAGAAACUCCGGCUGUCCCGAUCCCCUCCACCCGUCCUCACCCCGACCGCCACCGGCGCCGCCUCCACGCUGCCCCCGAGCAGCGCCGCCGCCAUGGGUCCUCCCAGGAAGGUGGGCCGACUGGUCCGGGAGGGCGGAGUCAGCGUCAGCUCAUCCAGCGACGAGCUGAGCGGCAGCCACGGCUUCUCCGGAUUCUCCUUCGGGCUGCUGCAUCACGGCACCGACAACAACAACGCCGCCUCGGCUUCUGCAGCUCAGGCAGGUCCGGUGCAGCCGCUGGCCAGCGGAGGAAACGUUCCCUGGAGGGGAGGACGCUGGCAUAAAUGUCGGCUGGUCCUCCGAGAGCGAGACCGAGAGGGCGGCGAGCGUGGAGAGGAGUACUAUCUGGAGUUCUUCAUUCCACCAAAAUCCUCGAAGCCUCGGCUGACCGUCCCCUGCUGCUCCAUCGUGGACGUGAGGAGCACCACAGCGCUGGAGGUCCCAGACAAGGAGAACACCUUCCUGCUGCAGCUGGACGGACCGACUCAGUACGUGAUCGAGACCAGAGACGCUGUCCAGAUGAGAGCUUGGCUGAGCGACAUCAGGAACGGCAUCUGUCUCAGUGAGCAGGAGGAUGCCGAAGGUGUUUGUGGUCCGUUAGACGUCAGCGGGACGCCUGAGAUCGGAGAUCGACUCUCACAAGUGUGUUAUGGAGGUAUCGGAGGCUCGUCUCCCCUCAUGGAUCCUCUCCCACCAGAGCUGCCGCCUCGAGCUCCUCUCGACGAACCAGACGGCAGGCUUCUCGGCGGAGGCGGAGCCAGUCUGGGAACGCCGUUCGCUGAGACGCCGGAUGCUACAGGUUCCUUCCUGUUCUCGGAGGUGACGGCGGCAGAGACGGUGGAACAUCCUCUCAGCGAGUGUCAGUGGUUUCACGGCACUCUGUCGCGCCUCAAAGCCGCUCAGCUGGUUCUGGCUGGAGGCCCGGCGAGCCACGGAGUCUUUCUGGUUCGUCAGAGCGAAACCCGCCGUGGAGAAUACGUCCUCACCUUCAACUUCCAGGGCAAGGCCAAGCACCUUCGUCUGUCCCUGAACGAGGACGGUCAGUGUCGAGUUCAGCACCUCUGGUUUCAGUCCAUCUUCGACAUGCUGGAACACUUCCGGGUGCAUCCGAUCCCGCUGGAGUCCGGCGGCGCCUCCGACGUCACGCUCAUCAGCUUCGUGGGCGCCACCGCUGUUCGCCAGCCAGACUUGACCAGCAGACCCCGUAGCCCUCCCCAGCCUCCUCCGCUGCCACCGGGACGACCGCCGCCACCGACUCCCCCUCAGGAGAGGGGCGCUGAGACUGAGCCUGGAGCUGGAGGAAGUGGAGGAGGAGUAGGAGGAGCUGCUGCCGCCGUGGCAACAAUGGCGACUGCUGGAGGAGCAGGAGGAGGCAGUGGAGGCAGCAGCGGAGGAGGCAGUGGAGGAGGCGUGGAGGACUGGGAGGAGAGGGACACUCCUCUCCGCCAACUGGAAGCUGUGGAGGGGGAAGAGAGGGACGGAGCAAGGGCCCCCCGAGCCAUCGAUAACCAGUACUCCUUCUUCUGAUGAAGGUCGAGGGAUAAGGAGGAGGAGGAGGAGGAGGUGUAUGUGUGUUUGUGUGUUUGUGCGAGUGAAAGCGAGAUUGGAUGAGGCGGCGUACAUCAUAGUCAUUCAUAACCAGUAUUUUUAUUUUAUUAGCAAGGAGGAGUUAAAGUACUAACACUAUACGAGAGAGAGAGAGAGAGCGCCUGCAGCUGAGCAGCUUCAUGACACUAAACUAGCCCAACAUUUCCUUUUAGCCAGAUAAGCUUUGUUUUUGCCGGGAUGCCAGCAGACCCCGAUACCUCACCACGGUCCACGCUAGCCAGAGGCCAAACACUCUUGACAGACAUUUCUACUGCGGCGAGCAGACCCACAGUGUUACGCUAUCACUGAACCAAACUCUGUUUAAAAGCUGCAUUUAGUUGUUGCAUCUUUUGUGUAACCAUCAAGCAAAUUUAUAAACAACUUUGUUGCAAAAAACUUAGCCAGAUGGGCUGAAUAGUGUUGUCAGAGAGGAGUGCUAUAGGCUACGUUAGCUGUAAUAAAGAAUAUAGAAGAAUCCUAAAACAAAAUCAAUCAUUUACCAAGUACUAAAACGCCUUUAAAUCUACAAAACUUUGUCAGUCUCAAAGCUGUAAGCCUCAAUCAGGGACGUUUCUUUAAAUUUUGGUAUUUCCAUUAGCUAUAGGCUAUGUUCGCUGUAAUAAAGAGUGUAGAAGAAGCCUAAAACAAAAUAAAUAAUUUGCCAAUUGGUAACACACCUUUAAACUAACAAAACUUUGUCAGUCUGCAAAGCUGUAAGCCACAAUAAGGGACGUUUCUUCAAAUUUUGUCAUUUCCAUUACCUUUUUCGAAUUCAAUAUUGCAUUUUCUUUCUUGCAGCACACAUCAAAUUAAUUUCACAUGUAUAGAAAGAUGCAGCUACUGACUCUGUGUCCACAUGAUCCAAGUAUAACAUUGCUAAUUAAGGUUGUUUUGAGGGUGUUCUUCAAUAAACAAAAGAGGACCGAGUAUCGAACCUUGAGGAACUCCAUUGGUUGUUCUAUGGUUGCUAAUAAUUGUAAGAUAUUUCCUGUAUUCUAAACAGAAAAAGUAUAUUUGGUAUGUCAUAGUUUCAUAACAUGGAGUGAUUAUGUUUUCUCUAAAAUUGGCAAGUUAAGGGUAGAAAUAAAGUAACUUCAGAAAUAACUUUCACUAGAAAACAUUAAUAGAAACAGGAUCUUUCCAAAAAACAUCCUGAAUAUCACAAAAAUUGCUUGUUUUACGUGUUUUUUCUAAAAAGCAGUGAUGAGCUUCAUGGGCGAUGAUCUGCUCCGUUUAUUACAGCAAAUGUAGCUCAUAGCACCACCUUGUGACAACACUACACAGCAUGUUCCUGUAGGUUAUAAAGUCUUAAAGUCAAAGACAGCAUUAAUACAUUACCCUUAAUACUUUUUUACAGUCAUGUCAUUUUGAAGAAGCUGGAAACACCAAAUCGACACGUGAAAUGUGAAUUUAAAAUCCACGAUAAACACAAUGUGUGACUGAAUGUAUAUGACUGAUAAUAAUAUGAACACUAAUGGUACGAUCACAUGUCGGCUGCAGAUGUUUCCAAGCAACAGUUGAGACAUUUCUGAAGUUUUAAUGGUACAAACUGAGUAUCUGGUCAGUUUGAUUUCAAACACUGGAGCAGAAAAAAACUAUUUCAUCCUCUUACCUCAACAGAGUGAAACACAGACAGAUUUACCUGCAGAUGAACUCGAUUGGCUUGAUUCUCAUAAAUGGUUCUUAAAAUGUUGGAGUCAGUGGCCAUGUUUUCAUUUAGUUGUCCAGUAUAUUUGAAGCGUUUGGCUUCUGUUGAUUUCCAUUAGAAAAGCUAAACUGUCUAAUUUGGUGAAGGCUACUUGAGAAAUUUUUGACUUGGGUCUAAUGGAAGAUGGAAAAUACUUUUUCUGCAAUAAGUUCUGAAUGACAUUAAACAUGGCCGACACCAGCUGACAUAAAAGAGUCAUUACAACUUUCCAGAUUGAAAACAAUUCUUUUUUUUCUCUUACUUACAAAGUUUUUUCAUUUCUUUUUUUCGAGGGUUUUUUAUUAUUAGAAACCACUGAAUAUGGCAUGGAGUUCCUCAUGGCUCAUGUCUCAGUCCUCUUUUAUUUCAACAAAAACGCUUCCCGACAAUGACUUCUUAAAGAUUGGCUGUAAAAUCUUUAAAAAUGAUUCAUGUUUUCUAUGCUGGACGUGUGUUGACUUGAAGAAAAACCUUCCAUUGCGUUAAAAUGUCAGAUUUUUAAAAAUAAGUUUGGUUCGUAGUGUGCAGUAGUUUGGGUCUGCAGCCAGCAGCAACAUUUACCUCAGUAAACUCAGCAGCAUCGUUCAGUGUAAAUGUCUCUCUCUUUCUCUUUUCUCUCUGACUCAAACAAACUGGGAGCUGUUUCAGAGAGGAAUUAUUGAUGACACCAAUAAGAAUGGCAGAAAUAAUAAUAAUAAUAAUAAUGACGGUCAGAAUAAUAGUAUUAAUUUUAUUUGUUUUUACGACACCUUUUUAUUUUGUAUGCUUACUCCAUGUAACACUUGUUCCGACUCCAUCUUGUAAUUCAAAUGUCUUUGUGCCUUUUUUAUUUUUGGGAUAAAAAGAAGGAAAAAAAGCUAUAUAAGAUUUGCUAUGAGGCCUUUAUUGUGAAGGCGACGAGUAUCCCUGUUUUCACGCUGUCUUCUCCUCCUCAGCCUCAUCCUGCAUUCAUCGAGGGUAAAAAAAAAAAGAAAAAAUAUAGCAGAAAAUGUCAAUGAAAAUACCUACUUUUUCUACUUGUGCCUUUCUGUGUCUGUCGUCUCGGCCUGCAUCAGUUCUGGAGCUCAGUCACCUCUACCGGUCUUUUCUUUGCUCAUGUAUUCGUCUAUAUGCACCCCCCCCCGGUCAUCAUGUUCUGUGUCAUUUUCUCAGUUUCAAAACUCUGUGCCUUUCUCUGUCUCUUUUCUCUCUUUGCUGGGACCGUGUGUUGAGGCCGGACAGCAUCGCCUGUCCAGCCUGUGUGGUUAGUUUCAGGUACUACAUUGAAUUUAAUGAUAAUGAUAUAAUAUAAAUAUAGUGAAACAUA
This is a messenger RNA of Acanthochromis polyacanthus (spiny chromis), 6450 nucleotides long. RefSeq names its product SH2B adaptor protein 1 (gene sh2b1). Gene Ontology annotation, cellular component: plasma membrane. The record is from RefSeq and is a predicted model, not a curated record. The transcript is spliced from 9 exons. Bases 548 to 3397 code for a protein of 949 amino acids. NCBI's taxonomy places the organism in Eukaryota, Metazoa, Chordata, Actinopteri, Pomacentridae. Gene Ontology annotation, molecular function: transmembrane receptor protein tyrosine kinase adaptor activity. Gene Ontology annotation, biological process: intracellular signal transduction.